Messenger RNA from Plodia interpunctella (Indianmeal moth), 1446 nucleotides. RefSeq names its product Nucleoporin 43kD (gene Nup43). NCBI's taxonomy places the organism in Eukaryota, Metazoa, Arthropoda, Insecta, Lepidoptera, Pyralidae. The transcript has 3 exons. Gene Ontology annotation, cellular component: nuclear pore outer ring. Gene Ontology annotation, molecular function: protein binding. The record is from RefSeq and is a predicted model, not a curated record. Bases 157 to 1200 code for a protein of 347 amino acids.
AAAAAAAAAAAGGUAGGUAGGUUUAGGUUUUAACCUCAAACUCAUCUCAAGUUUUAAACUACCUGCCAAUCUACCUAAUCUAUAAUUUUUACUUUUGAAAGUUUUCAAAUUUAAACAAGCUAUAUUUAAUAAAUUACUUAUAUCCAUCAAUCAACAAUGCCACUAGAAGUCCAAGGAACAUUCGUAUCACAAAAAAUCAACAAAAUAAGGUGGAUACCGGAAGAAUAUGUUGAGACAAAGUGCUUUUUCACCGGCAGCUGGGAUGAUACCGCGAACUCUGUAAAAGUUUGGUCAUUCGAAAGCCUUCAUGAGGAUGAGGACGUGGAAUAUCCUAAAGAGCUCUCCGAACAUCCCAUUGAAGGCGAUGUAACACAGAUAAAGUUUGUAGACAAAACCAAAAUAGCAGUGUCUUCGUCUAAUGGUGAUGUCAGAAUUUUAGAGGUUAGUUUAUACGAUAAACAAACUCCAUUGAGCGAAUUGUACUCUUGGAAAAAACUGCACAAUUAUGGUGUGGAGGAAUGUUCUUGUACGACAUUAGAUGUCUUUGAGGGAGACAUUGCUACAGUAGGAGAGGAUGGUAACCUAAACAUCUUGAAUGGAAGGCGGGGAGACAUCAGUCAUACAAUUACCGGUGCUGACAGCAGUUCAAUUCAUUCCGUUUGCUUCAUCAAACACACUGAAGUUAUAACUGGCAAUGUAAGAGGGCAUAUGAAAAUCUGGGAUAUAAGAUCUUCAAACAACAAACCAACUGCCUCCUUCCUCUUAGCUGGCGAUGAGUUAGCUGCUACAUGUAUUGUGUACCACCCCACACAACCGUACAUCAUCCUCGCAGGCAGCGAAUCAGGGUCCGUAGCACUUUGGGACUUACGUAUGAACUCAUUCCCUACAUCUUUACUAAACGCUCAUUCGGCAGGAGUUACAGAAAUCCAGUUCCAUCCAGAGAACCCGAAUAAAUUAUUGUCCUGUUCAGUUUCUGGCGAUAUUUGGGAUUGGAACAUGGAGGGUAUCACGAAGAGCUCCAAAGGCCCGGAUAAUCAAAUAACUACUUUCAUGCCUUUGGAAGACAAAAAUUCUAUGAUGGUGAAUUCUCUCAUGCCAGCUUUACAUAAGGCAAUUAACAGUUUACACUGUGAUAAAGGUAGAAUCUUGUGUGGAGCUGAUAACGAAGCUAUAUAUCUUAUUAAGAAUUUGAAGUACUAGUUUUAUGGGAAGUGUGUUGUUCUGGUCAAUGUUGACAAAUGCAUGUGGAAGUAUUAUUUGUUAUGAUGAUGUUUAUUUUUUACCCAGGUGGUUAAGAUUAUGUUAAAUGUUGUUGUCAUCAAUGUAUGUGUAAUGUCUGUACCUUAAGAACAACGUGAUUGGUGAAAACCUAAGUUAAGGCUUGUGUAUAGGAUGAAUAAAGGUUUUGUUCGAGUGGUAAUAAAAGAGGGCUAUUUGAUGUAAUAA